AUGAAUUCCAACACUAAAGAAUAAUAUAUAAUAUAUAUUAUUUUAUUAUAAUUAUUUUAUUAAUAUUUGUAUAUAAUACACAGUAUUCAGUUACAACUUUCAAUUCCCUUUCUCCUCCUACCUCCUCCUUUCCCCUUCCUAUAUAGGAGGAGUAUAAAAUUCCAUCUCUCUCUCUCUCAAAACUAGCUAAGCAAGAAAGCAAGCUUUUUCUUUGAGGCCAAAGGGUAACCAAGGUAGAUUGUCAUCCUAAACAUGUAUGUAGAGACAGCUUGCUUUGAACCCAACAACUCCAUGGUAGAAGAUGUUACUGAUGAUGGGUUUUGCCAUGCUAUACCACUCAUGGCAGGUAACAGUACCACAAAUAGCUUUGAAGAGCAUCUCAAACUGUCCAUGGAAGAGUUUUCCAAUCAUUACCCCCAAGAAGAAUCUGCUGCUGCCUCCAUGGAAGAAAUCCAACUUCAACAUCACAUGGCUUUCAGCAAUAACAAUACCAACCACCAUUUAAUGCAACAGUACCCUACUCAACUCCUAUCAUAUGACCACUCCUCCAAUUGGGAUCCCAAUAUCAUUCAAUUCCAAGAGAUGCACCAAGUACUUGAUCAAAAUAGCAGCUUUGAUGCUACUGCUAAUACACAAUCCUCCUUGCCACCUGAUCUUCUUAAUCUUUUCAACUUGCCCAGAUGCACAUCAACAUCUACUUUGCUUCCUAAUUCAUCAAUUUCCUUUACAAACCCUGCCCAUAAGGCUCCUUUGGGCUUCAUGGGGGUGGACAACACAUCUGCGCGUUUCGACCCAUACACACUUGCUCCACAGCCUCAUUUGUUUAGGGAAUUGGUUCAGUCUUUACCCCCGCAUGGUUAUACUUUGCCCACGCCCUUGUUUGGUGGAGGCCAAGGGGAUGAUCAUGUGGAUGGACAAAGUGGUGGAGGCCUUAGUUACCAAGAUGGGGAUCAUGGAGAUGGGGUUUUUGAGUUUACUGAUGAAAUGGCUUGCAUUGGUAAGGGAAUUAAGAAGACUGGCAAAGUUACUAAGCAUUUCGCUACGGAACGCCAAAGGAGAGAACACUUGAAUGGAAAGUACACUGCCUUGAGGAACUUGGUUCCAAAUCCUUCCAAGAACGAUAGGGCAUCUGUGGUGGGAGAAGCAAUUGAUUAUAUCAAAGAACUUCUUCGGACGGUUCAGGAGCUAAAAUUACUAGUGGAGAAGAAGAGAUGCGGUCGAGAGAGAAGCAAAUGGCGCAAGACUGAAGAAGAUGGUGGGGUAGAAGUUCUUGAUAAUUCUGACAUCAAGGUUGAACCAGAUCAAUCAGCAUACAGUAACGGAUCAUUAAGAAGUUCUUGGCUUCAGAGGAAGUCCAAGGACACUGAGGUAGAUGUCCGCCUAAUCGAAGACGAAGUUACAAUCAAACUGGUUCAGAGAAAGAGAGUUAAUUGCUUGUUAUAUGUCUCCAAAGUCCUUGAUGAGCUUCAGCUUGAUCUCCACCAUGCUGCUGGUGGCCUUAUCGGUGAUUACUACAGCUUUCUGUUCAACACCAAGAUAAAUGAAGGAUCAUGUGUUUAUGCUAGUGCCAUAGCCAACAGACUGAUUGAGGUUGUGGACAGGCAGUAUACAUCCAGUACUACUACUGUACCAGCUGCAGGCAGUUGUUAUUAGUGUGGGAGGACAUCGUAUUCAUAUUCCUUUAGUUAUAAGAAUAUCAAACUCUUUUUCUGUGCUCUUGUUCAGACGAUCACUCUUUGCCUGUGUUGAGGGAACAAUAGGGAACUAAUAGGCAAGGUUUAGAUACUAGUGGUUACAAUGUUGAUGGGAGGAUAAUCAUACAGCUGCUUUUAUAUGUUUAUUCCCAAGGUUGAAGUUCAUGCUAAUUAACUAAGUUCCUUGUCAUGCUGGUGAA
Messenger RNA from Populus nigra (black poplar), 1894 nucleotides. Its product is annotated as transcription factor bHLH91-like. The transcript is spliced from 4 exons. The record is from RefSeq and is a predicted model, not a curated record. Lineage: Eukaryota; Viridiplantae; Streptophyta; Magnoliopsida; Malpighiales; Salicaceae. Bases 253 to 1653 code for a protein of 466 amino acids. Gene Ontology annotation, biological process: anther wall tapetum development; regulation of DNA-templated transcription. Gene Ontology annotation, molecular function: protein dimerization activity.